GUGACAAUCACUAUUUGAAUCCCCAACAACAAAUUGUAAAUAAAUAAGACUAUCAUGUGUAUUUUUAUGUAAAAUCUCAACCUGUAAUGUGACUGCUAAUUAUAGCCUGUCUAGGGCCUUGUAAAUUGUAUAGCUUAAUAUUUCCCUCUGAGAGGCAUAAUAUGGAAAUAGUCCAGUACAAUACCUCAAAAUUGUACAUAGUGACUUUUUGAAUGAGUGGAAUAGAAAUGAGAACCUGAUAGUUUGUCUAUAGCCUGGCAUUCAUAGCUGUUAUGUGAGCUGUGUAUAGCAGCUUUUUGUCUCUGAAAAUGUGAUUUCUUUAAGCACUUCUGUGUUUGAACUGAGGUGCUUCACAUGCACUCAGACUGCAGUUACACAGCCCAUGGGCCCCUGAGAAACACAGAUAGAACAUCAGUGGAUAAUAGGAAUCACAGUUGUAGUUUGGUCAAAUCAAAUAAGAUACAGUAACUGUAAAUGCUCUAGCAUCCUGAUGGAAUCUUCUGCACUUUGCUGUUUUUGUUCCCAGUUCUUAAUGUAAUACAAUGGUAACAGCUUUGUGAUUGACAGUCAGUGUGCUCAUUUAAAAGGAAGGUUUGAUCUUCUGGGACAUAUUCCCAUAUUCACAUUCCUGCCAAGAGUCCAAUGAGAAGCUCAGUACCACUCAUAUCGGUGCACUAAACAUGAAGCUACACCCAGCAUGCAGUUAGCAUAGACUGGAAAGAAGGGGAAACUGUUAGCCUGGCUCUGUCCGAAGAUAAAAACAUUCACCUUGUUAAUUAGCAGGUUAUAGUUCAUGUUUAAUCAAUACAGACCUGAAGAGUAACAGUGAUAACUUGCAGUUUUUCAGUGGUUGUGUGUUGAAACUCCAUGAAGUCACCUUUUUCAGACAGAAAAUAGGCCUAGCUGGCAAAGAACCCAAGUGAAACUGCGGUAUAUUGUUUGAUUGCUUUGUACAGAUUUAACAAACCAGAUACUGUAUGUGUUAAUUUGUGAUCUUUAGAUGUGCUAAGAUAACUGGCUGUUAGCUGUAGCUUCAUAUUUAACUACAAAAAUAAGAGUUGUAUCCAUCUUGUCCUCUGACUUUUGCAAAGAAAGCAAAUAAGCAAAUACAUAAUAGGUGAUUUCUUCUCAUUGAAACCUUUAGGAGUUCAGCUACAGAAUAUAAACCCCCUGGGACAGUGCAGACCUCAGCAGAGAGUCCAGCUAGAUGACAGAUUAUUUUCCAUUGUCUUGUUGCCGUGGUAACUUGCUGAGUUUCACUGGAAAACGCACCCUUGCCCAGCAAGUUUAACCUCUUCUACUUAAUCACUUCCCAUGCUUGCUGCUCUAAUAUUGACUGGGCUGUCUGAGAGAGAAACAGCAGUAUUUCUUUUCUUUCAGCUCUGGCUUAAAGAACUGGACAUGGAAGCCAGAAAUCUGAAUUUAAACCGGUGACAGCAGGUUUAUUGCCAAGGACCGCAAAUGUACAUAGACAAUGAUUGUGCAACUGAGUUAGUGAAGCCUGUGAAUAUUUGUACUAUCAUUUUAUAGCAAAAUGUGAUUUCCACCCAAGUUACAUAUUUCCAGUUUUGCAAUUGGACAUGUCCGAACAUGUCCAUGAAAUCAAUCUGCUCUUACACUCAGAUAUUCCUCUGGUUCCUAGCCUUUGGGAGGAGAUGUUUAAAAUUUUUCCAGAUUCACUGGGCUGAAAAGGCACAAGAAAGUAAUUCCUUCAAAUGAGUAAUAAGCUAACAUUACUGAAUACUUGCUUUUUAAUCUUUUCUAUUGCUAUGUUAGGGCCACUGAAAACAAUCAUUUACUGUAACAGAGCUUAUUCACAGACAAAAUAAACAUCUGACAAAACAGUCUUAGCUUAAAGUCCAGUUAAUAGCUUUUCCUGGACCUUUCAACCAUGUCACAUAUCUGUCUUCUUCUGCAGCUUGACAUGAAAACUAAUCUGCAUAUUGAGGGUUAGAUGAGAAGACCGAUACCAGCUCAUGUUUGUAGGAGCUGUAGCCAGUAGCUAGUCAACUUACCUGACACCAUCCAAAGCUAACAAUAUCAACACCUCUAAAGACCACUGUUUAACACCUUUUAACCUGUUUGAUCAAUCAGUACAAAAAAAUAAAGACUCUACUCGACAAAGAAGUAGCCUACCAUAUAUUCCUUAAUAUGAUUAUAAUGUGUUUAUUUGCAAAUUGUAGAGGUGGCAGAUUUUGUUACUUUUGUCCUGCAUUUACAGUAUUUAUGCUAAGCUAACAUGAGUAGCUGCUGGCUCUAGCUUCGUGUUUAAUGCACAACUACGAGGGCAGUACUGAUUUUCUCUUGCAACCUCUGGCAACAACAUGGAUAAGUAUAUUUCCCAGAAACGAUUCCAUAUAGGAUAAAAGUUGCUCAUUGAUUUAAAAAUAGCAGAGACAACAUGCUGGCUAAGUAAAGAGAUGCAGUGGCACAUAACUUAGUUUUUUCCACACUAGUUGACUUGAAGCCAGCCUGUAUCCUCCAUGUUGUCCUGAUAUUCCAACAAGCCAUACUGUGCUAACAGAAAUCUUUAAGAUACAUAACUGCUGUUCCUGUUUUGCCAAGAUGACCACUUAAAGUUUCAGUCAGUCUUUUGCUGGAAGUGUUUAUUUUAUACAAAUAACAUACACAUACAUACCAGUCCUCUGUCACUGCUGAAUUCUCUUUGGAUUGUUGACUCAUUGCUCACUGGGUGUGCCCAGCAGCCAGCGCUCAAGCUCAUUUGGCUGUUUCUCUUGCUUCUUAUCAGUUUUUGCUCUGUUAUAAGAGCAGCAAGCGAGAAGGCCACAACCCAGCAACACUGGGACAGAGCUUCAAGCUACAUCAGCAAAGAUGGCAAACGAGCUACAGAAGUUUGUAGCAGAGAAGAAGGAUUUAGUGGAGACCGUGAUGGAGGUUUUUGAACAGGGCGCUGAAGUAGUGGCCAGCAUCGCUGGUGACCUCUUCCCUAUUUUCUCCAUCGCUGCUCCAAUUGUUAAGCUGGCUCUGGACAAUGUGGAGAGCAAAGAGGCUGCAUACAUGAAGGAGCAGUUCCAGAAGGUGCGAGAGCGUCUGGAGGUGAUCUCCGAGGAGAUUCAGCGGAUCAACGAUGAGAUCAAGAAAAAUGGAAUAGAUGCUGUCUAUUUCCCAGCAGAAGAGAACAUCACUAAUCAGUUCAGGAAGUACAUGGACAUCCUCAAUGCAAAACCCAAGUUCAGGGAGGUCAAGAAAAAGCUUUUCCUGGAUCAUUUUGCCAAGACAGGUGGUGAUAAAAACCUUCACAUCCUCUACAAUGCUGUGACAGGAGACAACUUCUCAGGGGAGUCUGUGCUCGAAAUCACCCUGAACUACGAGGAGAAAAGCCGCCGGCCGAUGGAGGAGUUCUGUGCCAGGUUGAAGAAGCUCUUCUGCAUUGGGCUCAUUGCACUGUUGGGCCAUGCUGCGCUGAAGGGGUAUGAUGAGGACGAGGCACUGCUGAAAGACUGGAGUGAGAAGAUGAAGACUGUCCAGGAGAAAAUGAAUGCUGUGAUUGAAGACUGCAUCGUCAGCUUCCCCAAACAGGCCGAGCUGGAUUCUCAUCGACUGGUGAGAGACCAGUCACAUUUAACCAACCAGCAGUUAGCUGAUGCUAUCAUAGAGAAACUGAAGAAGAAGUAUGACUGGGUGGGCUGGUCCGUGCGUAUUUUCAGGGCCCCUUCAGGCUUGUUUGCCAACAAGAAGGAUUUCCACUGCUCAACAGGGAAGAGCCGCUUCCUGGUCUCUACAUCAGAUGAGAAACUUAACGUGUGGGUGUCCUACAGCUCCUCACCCGAGCCUGUGGAUAAGAAUCACAUCCAGCAGCUGAUCCAGAGUCAGAAGAAACUCACAGUGGUGAGUGUAGCAGAGCUUCUGUUUGAGAAGUUACCUGGUGCCUGCGUGGUUCACACGAUCAAAACCACCAAAGACCUGGCCUGCUCCUGGAGCUUCACCGAUGAGCUCCACUACUGGGAGGAUCACAAAAACUUCUACGUCUGCGUUCACUCCGCCUGAACUUUUAGACACUAAAAAGUCAAUUAAUGUUUGUAGGCUACUUCGUAUUUGCACAAAUAAUCACUCUAUUACUGGCUCUCUUCUUGGCCUUAAUAGUGAAAAAUUACACUGUAUGUGCCUUAAAUUCAAGUCUUUUGGAUGUGAAUUAUUCUCUUUUUCUAAAAAUGUUUGCUGGGAAUUUCUUGCAGACAGGAAGUGCAACCACUUUCUUUCACUCGUAGUAAUAAUCUUUGUGAUGCAGCUGUGCUUUUACCAAUAUCCAAACUGACAGUGUCUUAGAAAUUCUGGCAUAAACUCUACUGCUGCAUUUUCUACUGUUACAAAUGUUGGGACCAAGUGACUGUUUUGUUACAGUAGGAUGUGCUGGAGAAUGUGUUGAUUUAGAGAAUCCAGCUGUCACACAGAGAUUAUAUUUUGCUGGUAGCGAUAAGCAAGGACCUCGCCCUGUUGAGGACACAUAUACCGAGUCUACAAGAGAAAAUAGCUAGAGACAUUUACGGAGACCGUCAAAGAAGCCUUAAAGCUUUUGUUUUGAUUUCACUUCUUGUAUCAUCUGACAUGAAGUGUGAACCUUGUUACUGGCUGCUGAACAGCACGAACAAGGUACAAGGGUGAGACUUUAUUUACACACCCUGCCACAAACAUGUCGAGGUGUAGUGACGGCAUCACUUUGUUUACAUACACAUGCCUGGCAUAGCUCUUCUGUGUCGUGUUUUAGUGUGUGUUCUGCACAACACAAAAUGGAAACUUAGAGCAAAACCCUCAACUUCAUUAACUUUGUACAUUUCUAGAGGCUUUAGUUUUAUAUAGGAAUAAACAGCUUGUUGGAUUUUGGACAGGGGAUUUGGGAUCGCUUCCAAAUUUGUGUAACCUGACACUGACAUUGCACUGUGAGAACAAAAUAUGUUGUGUACACACCUUUGUGUGCUUCUUCACACCUUGUAUACCUGUCUGGUUUGUUUCAAGUAUUUUGUGUGUUCUCCUCUGCAAUCUGUACAUUUCUUCUUUGGUUGUGUGUUGUUUAUAUGUUAUCACCUAAUUGCAAUUAAUUUCUUUGAACAUUUUAUUAUCUGGCAAAACAAGCUAUUGAGGGAGCGUGUUUAGGUUGCUCUUUUGUUUUAUAUGAUUUGUGUUUCCACAUAGUACAUUUGGAUUGUCUGUGUCUCAGAUUCCAAAUCUUUUGGGCACGCCAAAGCAAAGAAUGUAA
Monopterus albus (swamp eel) is the source of this 5215-nucleotide messenger RNA. It is a transcript of the gene rpz4, whose product is annotated as rapunzel 4. The transcript is spliced from 2 exons. Lineage: Eukaryota; Metazoa; Chordata; Actinopteri; Synbranchiformes; Synbranchidae. The coding region runs from base 2833 to 4008 and encodes 391 amino acids. The record is from RefSeq and is a predicted model, not a curated record.